Diatraea saccharalis (sugarcane borer) is the source of this 4823-nucleotide messenger RNA. Lineage: Eukaryota; Metazoa; Arthropoda; Insecta; Lepidoptera; Crambidae. The record is from the annotation of a GenBank genome assembly.
AGUGAUGGCCGAUGUUUCAAACUGUAGAGACGCGAAUUGGCUUAUCCGAAUAUUGUGUUGAAAUAAAAUAAAUUACUGUAAUUUGGUAUUUUCAAAUGUGUUUAUAUUAAUUCACCUCCAAAAUUUUUAUAGUGCACAUUUUGUGUUACACGUGGUGACUAAAUUUGUGUUAUUCGGUAUAGAAUGUUUGUUGUGUCUUCGUUGUAAUAGGAUCAGUGGUCAAUAACAUCUAUUGGAUUACGAUUUUGCUGUUUAUCUAAUUGUUCUGGAGUUCACAGGCAGUGCCAGUGGUCGAUCGAUGAGACGCCAGCUCUUGUAGCGGGAGCGACGCCACACUGUUUGGAUCACUUACUUAGGGGCGGUGUGUGAGUGUCGCACCGCCAUGUCGCAUCACAGCGAUGAACAGGCGCUGCUCACCGUCGCCUCGGACUCAUUCUGGGAGCCAGGCAAUUACAAAAGGACCACAAGACGUGUAGACGACGGCCAUCGGUUGUGCAGUGAACUCCAAACCCUCGUGCAGGAGCGAGCAGACAUAGAGAAGACAUAUGCGAAAAGCUUACGAGGCUGGGCAAAAAAGUGGAACGAUCUUAUAGAGAAAGGUCCUGAAUAUGGUACCAUGGAGGCGGCGUGGAAGGGCGGCAUGGUCGAGGCAGAGCGACUCUCGGACUUGCACCUUGGCGUGCGAGACCGGCUAGUUAAUGACGUCAUCGCUCAGAUCAAGAACUGGCAGAAAGACACCUAUCACAAGUCAAUGAUCCAACUAAAAGAACGGAAAGAAAUGGACGAAGCAUUCAAAAAAGCGCAGAAACCUUGGGCAAAGCUCCUCCAGAAGGUGGAGCGCACCAGGCUGGAAUACCACACGGCCUGCAAACAGGAGCGCACGGCGCAGAACCAGGAGAGGAACGCAAGCGGCGACAGCUCGCUCAGCCCGGACCAGGUCAGUGGACAUGUGAAGAAGAUGGCGGAGCGGGUGGCGAAAUGUCGGGAGGACGUGGCGAAGAACCGUGAGAAGUACCAGAAGGCUCUGGAAGAAAUCAGCGCUUACAACCCCCGUUAUAUAGAGGACAUGACGACUGUGUUUGAACGCUGCCAGCAGAUGGAGGCGCAACGGCUGACAUUCUUCAAGGACGUACUGUUCAGCUUCCACAAGUGCCUCAACAUCAGUCAAGAACCCUCAUUACCACAGAUAUACGAGGAGUUCCAUCACACGAUAAACAACGCUGACCACCAGAAGGACCUCAAGUGGUGGGCCAACAAUCACGGCGUCAACAUGGCGAUGGCGUGGCCGCAGUUCGAGGAGGUAACUACUACCGACGUUCCGGAGCCGUUACGUUAUAAAUAUCUGCCGGCGCGCCUGUCGACCACUGCGACGGCGACUGCGGCGCUAGUGACACGGGCGACUCGGCCCGGAGCGUGGUUACGAGCCAUGCGACGCGUCCGACUCGCCCUACCCACUAUAUGCUUCGACAAAGUCGCCCCCUCAGAAGUGGACAGUCAGCAUUACGGCAGCAGUCGCUUCUAUGCCGACGCCCAGAUGGAGUACACGGAGGAGUUCCGGGACAUCGCCAAGGGCAAGUCCAAGGAGAGCCUUCCCACUGGGCCCAUCACGCUGCUCAACCAGAGGCCCGUCAGCGAAGACGAGUUACCACCAAUCAGCAACAACAAAGCGAACAAGGGGUCAAAUCACGCGGAGCCGCCGCCCGCGCCCGUUGUCAAUAACACGAGCAAUGACAAGAAUGCCACCGCUAAUAACACCAUAGACAAAAAGAGUAUCAGCGCCCCGAUCGCUGUCACCAUAGAGCGUCUGGAAAUAUAUGCGUGCGCGACCGAGUACAGUCCGCUACGACCGGCGGAUACGCUCGGCGGACAUUUGUUACGCUUGGCGCUCCGCCCCGACGCACACAAUCGAUACACGGUCACCGAUAUGACCGAUCAUAUCCUGCCAAAUGGAACCGCAUCCGCACCUAAAUCGAACAAAACGUCUCCGGUGAAAGACGGUGCCAAACAGGACAACCCGUUCGAGGAGGACGAAUGGGACGAGGAGUCCGGCGGAGCCCUAACGGACACCGGCGAGCCCGGAGUACCCGUACGGGCGCUGUACGACUACACCGGCGCGGAGAGUGAUGAACUAAGCUUCAGACAAGGGGACUUAUUUGAGAAAUUAGAAGAUGAAGACGAACAGGGCUGGUGUAAAGGCCGUAAAGACGGCCGCGUGGGCCUCUAUCCGGCUAACUACGUGGAACCAGUGGGCCACUAACCCCCACGAAUCACUAAGACACAAAACAAAGUAGAAAAAGUACUGAACAUCCGUGUAUUAACAUGUAACAUGUAUUAUUGAGUGCACGCGUACUCGUUAUUGAUAUUCUUAACAGAUGAUAACGAUAUAUAACGAUAUACCACCACGUGAUUUAGGCUUCAAACCGAUUUGCAAUGAAUAUGUUCUGUAUUUUUUACUAUUUUGUGGAAACACGAUCGCCACACGUCUUAUCACACCGCUUACUUCAGAUGGCCUAAUUUUUGAGACAAAUAUUUGUCUGUGAAAACAUUUUUGUAACUAAAUUGUAUUCCACAGGUUUAUAUGUCGCAGGAUUAUUAUUGACUGUUGAUAAUUGCAGUUAAUUAUAUAUAACUUUUAUUUAUUAUCACAAUUUUGUUUAAACAUUCGUGAUAUUUUAGCUGUCAUUUAACGAAUUACAAACAUCAUAGUAUUAUUUUGGUUGAAGCACAGACCCACUACUAUUUUAUUUCAAAAUUAAAACAAGCCGGCCCAGCUGAAAGUAAGAAAAUAAUAAUAAUAACAUACCCAAGAAUAGUCUGCGACAUAAACACCUGUGGCAAUAAAUAUUUCUUACGGCGGUGUCUUAUUGUGUGUUGCUUACAUCAUAUUUAUUCAUUUUUUUAGCGUCCAAUUAAAUUUCAUGUAAUUAGAUGUCAUGUGAGACCACAAUUGUUAUAUUCAGAAACGAUGUGUGCCCAGUAUAAAUGUUUAUUACAACACAUAUCUAUGAUAUACAAAAAUAUAUGGUAAUACCAAAUCCCACGUAACUCGUAUCCAUUUCAAUGUGAAAUAAACUGUCUGUAAGCUUUGCGAUAGCUGUAUGCAUUAAUUAUUAAAUUAUGAAUGCGGCGUGUUGAGUACGUGACAGAUUCCCUAUAAAAUUAGUAAUGUUUUAUAAGUGAGAGUCACCGAGUAGUCAUUAUAAUUAUCGCAGUGAUGUUCUAAGUACAUGCAUGUUUGUAAAUUAAUUAAGUAAACAUCAGCACCGAAGUUCAUAUAAACUUUUUCUGGUGAAAAAUUGGAAACUCCACUCGCGCGCAUCGAAUUUUAAUUUUAAAACUAAUUUAUAGCAGCUCUGGAGUCAUAUAAAUCAUAUUUGGUACCAAAUUUUGUAUGUUUUUAUAAUGUAUAAUAAAGAAGAAAUAAUUAUUACGAACGAACACGAGUCUCGUGGAGACCGAGAAGUGUAGUAAGAAGAUCGCGAGUGAAAACGUGCGAGAUUCGGAUAUUUUUGAUGUAUUUGUUCUAGGUACGAUAUGUGGUAACCAAAAAUUGUUUAUUCCUAACUUUUAAUGUCGUUUACAAGGAGGUUUUUUUUUAUGGUGCCGUGUGAUAUACGCGAAUGGCGGAAUCAUUUCACGGGUGUUAUUCAAGGAAUUCUCCCAUUACGCACGUUUGAAUAAAAUUUAAAAUUAAACUUAAAAUAUUACUUAUAUGAUAUACGGUUUAUAUUACAGUGUAUUGUUGAUAUUUGACGUGUCGUAAUGUGCGAAGACCUCUAUGAUAGCGCGAAUGAUAAUCACCCUUACUUAUGAGAACCUAGUUAAGCCAAAAAGUAAACGCCAAUAUUAUAAUAGGCGAUCCACAGUCAGUUGCAUUGAAAUACACUUUUGUGAUAUAUAUAGCGGCAGUCGCCGUAAUACUGUAGAUGUCAUUGUGUACAUACACGAUUGCGUAUUCUCGUCGUGAAUAUUGAAUAUUUAUUUGUCGUUGUAUAUAAUGUAUAAUUCAGCAGUAAAGUGAUGCGAGUGCGCAACGACGGGUGAUCGCUUUGUGCGCGACUGUACUGCAUUGUGGAUCGACUCUGUACAAAUUUUUGGACACACAGUUUUAGUCUAUGGUGUAGCUCGAGAAACUUUAGUGUUUUACUGUGUACUUUGACUAGUUGGAAGUUAUAUAUGAGCUAAAGUUUUUGUAGUUGAUGUGUAGGUAUAUGGUCUAUGUAUCUCUAAAUACAUGCGAUUAAUAUAAAAGUUAAAUUCUUCUAAUAGUUUGUUCUUAAUGGUCAAUAUUGAAUAUAAUACAUAUAAUAAUGUCCAGCCGUUUUUAUGGGAACGAUCCACCGUGCAGCGAGCACGCGAAUAUAGCGCCAUCUAGUUGUUUAGGCUAAAUAAUUAUAAUGAUAAUAUAUUAUGAAAAUGUUUACCUUUUUUCUUUUCCUUUUUUACUUCGUUUUAAAUAUUGUUGUAAUUGUGUGAUGACGUGGGAGUCGUUUUAACCUUUGACCCGCGACAUCGACCGUAGUUCAUUAGAACUUGUCCAGUUUUACGUGCGAAUCUUUAACGGCGGUAUCCAAUUCAUUGCUUGAAAUGUUGCACGCAUUAGAAACACUAGUUGUUAUAAAUAAGCGAUGUAUAACGGUACAUGUCUGAUCGCUCGUAGGUCUGGACAAGGUUUUAGUCGUAUUCCCUUGUUUUAUUUGUUAUGGGUUCAUUAUACCUCUGUGAAAAUUCUUUGUAUUAUAUUAUUAUCAGAAAGUGGGUGGUUUUGGACCACAUAUGUUAAUAUAUUAUUAAUAUUGGUAAAAUAAAAAUUGUUACAUAUG